This is a messenger RNA of Parascedosporium putredinis, 1359 nucleotides long. The record is from the annotation of a GenBank genome assembly. NCBI's taxonomy places the organism in Eukaryota, Fungi, Ascomycota, Sordariomycetes, Microascales, Microascaceae.
AUGUGGCUCAUAGAUGGCUCCACUAAACUUCACGCCUCACCGCCCGUCAAAUUCUGCCCCACCAUGGCAAGCGGAGCGAAAACAAACAACCGAGUUACGAAUCAAGAAGCAGCCGCCGCCAAGAUGACGAUGGAUAUUGUGAAGGCGAACUCCGCCGAGGAGGAUGAGCAAAUCAUUAAGCCCCAGGCUUCUACGCCCGCCGUGGAUACUAGCGACUGGCCUCUUCUUUUGAAGAACUACAGCAACCUCCUCGUGCGAACCGGGCAUUUCACCCCGAUCCCCCACGGUUGCGCUCCUCACAAGCGCGACAUCAAGUCCUAUAUCCAGAGUGGUGUUAUCAACCUGGACAAGCCCUCGAACCCUUCGUCCCACGAGGUCGUGUCCUGGAUCAAGCGCAUCCUCAGGUGCGACAAGACUGGUCACUCGGAACUGUAUGAUUAUCGCCUGUUGGACCCCAAGGUCACCGGUUGUCUGAUUGUUUGCGUUGACCGCGCCACUCGCCUCGUCAAGUCCCAGCAGGGUGCUGACCUUGACUGGUGCCCUCUUCCAAAGGCCCCUUUGAUCUCUGCCGUCAAGCGUCAGCUCCGUAUCCGAACCAUUCACAAGAUCGACCUCAUCGAGUUCGACAACGACCGUGGUCUCGGCGUGUUCAGCGUCUCUUGCGAAGCUGGUACUUAUAUCCGAACUCUCUGUGUCCACCUCGGUCUUCUUCUCGGUGUCGGCGCGCACAUGCAGGAGCUCCGUCGUGUCCGCUCCGGUGCCAUGGAUGAGUCCAAGAGCAUGGUGACGCUCCACGAUGUCCUCGAUGCCCAGUGGCAGUACGACAACACCCGGGAUGAGACCUACCUUCGCAAGGUCAUCAUGCCCCUUGAGUCUCUCCUCUGCACCUACAAGAGGCUAGUGGUCAAGGACAGCGCUGUCAACGCUGUCUGCUACGGUGCCAAGCUCAUGCUUCCCGGACUUUUGCGAUACGAAGAUGGUAUCGAGCACCACGAGGAGAUUGUUCUCAUGACUACCAAGGGUGAGGCCAUCUGCUUGGGUAUCGCCCAGAUGUCGACCCUCGAGAUGUCCACCUGCGACCACGGUGUUGUCGCCAAGGUCAAGCGUAACAUCAUGGAGCGUGACCUCUACCCCGCCGCUGGGGCCUCGGCCCUACCGCGAUGGAGAAGAAGAAGCUCAAGGCGGAUGGCAAGCUUGACAAACCCCGUUGCGGACGAUGCCGACUCCAAGAAGAGGAAGAAGGAGGCCGAGACCCCCGACGAGAAGGCGGAGAGGAAGCGAAGGAAGGCGGAGAAGAAGGCCGUCAAGGAGGCCAAGAAGGCUGCCAAGGGCAAGAAGGACGACUCGGACAGCGACUAA